Molecule: messenger RNA, 2929 nt
Organism: Cladophialophora immunda
Lineage: Eukaryota; Fungi; Ascomycota; Eurotiomycetes; Chaetothyriales; Herpotrichiellaceae
Exons: 6
Coding region: 221-2305 (694 amino acids)
Molecular function (GO): ATP hydrolysis activity; ATP binding
Source: RefSeq, a predicted model, not a curated record
CCCACGGUGAGUCAAAGUCCAACCCACUUGUGAGCUGGGUGUGUCAGGCAACAGGAUCCUUCAUUUGUCAACUUCUCCGUCACGGCCUCUUCUUGGAUACGUAUAAACCUGCGGCCCUCGUCUUCGACCGACUUGUAGCAAUAUUUCCUCACUCCAGUUCAUAUUACAAUCGUUGGACCUGCAAUCGUGCUUUAGCAUUCUAUCUGUUUUUCUUGUCAAGAUGCCUAGAACGCAGGAAACCGCCUCCAAAGCCGGAGGGCACGAUGAAACCAGCAACGUCAAGGCUGAAGGAAUUAAAGAAAACAAGGAGGAGGUGAAGGAAGACAAGCCCAAGGAACCACCGGUACCCAAGGGUAGUAUCAACGAAGCCAAGGCGUUGUAUUCGAAGAAAGAUCAAGAUGGCAAGUACCAGUGGGUGACUGAAGAGCCGGUGGAUGUUGUCGAGGCCGCCGAGAAUGAAGAGACUGCGAAAUUUGCCUUCUUGGUGCGCAAGCAGAAAAGUUAUGACAGCCGCAAGAAAUACGACAUUCACUCAAUCAUUGUCCAAAGUCGAUGGCUCAAAGAGUCAUUGGGAAUCAUCCUCGAAGAUUACCCGGGCAUCACGGCAAAUCUCGACCGGCUCGUCUUUCGCGCCCCGUUUCACCCAUUCGUGCACCGUUGGGACAGGCUGGCCUCGCUUCUCGAGAAAGACGAAUUUGAGGAGGACAUUGCCAGGGACCACCUCAAGCUCUUCCGGGACGUCCUUUUCGAGGAACUCGAGAACGCAAUCGCUGCCAAAGUCGACCUUGUCAAGAACGGAGUCAUUACGUUUGAAUAUCUGUGGACAAUCUUUGAGCCCCAAACCCUUGUGUAUAGUGUAUCCGACGGCAAGGAGUGUGUCUUCAAGCUGAACUCCUCGACCACCGCAACGGACCAAAGGCGCGGACUGGAUUUCCUGCAAUUGGACGUUUGGUCUGUGGACUGGGACGGCACCAAGUUCGGGCAGCAUGUGACUUACCUCCAGAAUUACGAGUUCGCUGGUACAACGCCCAUCACCUCUCUUCAAGCAUAUCCGCUGAAGUUCCACCCGGAGAAAGAGCAGUUGAUACUUCGACUCGUGGCCCGCGGAAAGCUCUUUGAACGCUUUGCGGGAUACCAUUACAAGGCAUACCGAGGCGUUGCUCUUGGGUACGGUCGUUGUGGGAUGAUCAGACACAACGUGGAGUCCCGAAUCAUCAUCGACUGCGACGCGCACAAUCGAUUCUUGCCCAACAACGCGGUGUACUUCAACUCGCUAUUCAAGCCAGGGAAACAGGACAGUAGUCUUGAGCCGCCGUCGGACGAGUCCGAAGAUCAAUUCGACUUCGACGCCUUCUUGGACAACGAGUCGGACUUCGUUGCCACGCCGGACUCCGACGACGACGCCUGCAAGCCCAAGCACCGUCCGCUUACCACAGAAGAAUUGCUCCUUGCAGUGCCAUACGUGCGAGGAUAUGCGCUAAAAACCAAGAAAUGGCUCUGGUUCUACGUUGAUCAGAUCGAAGAGAUCAAAUUUGCCGACAAUGCCUUUGCAUCGCUGGUGUUACCCAAAGAACAAAAGUCGUUGAUUCGCGCCUUCGUCGAGUCCCAAGUCAAGUACAAGGAUGAUUUUGACGAUGUUAUCGCCGGCAAAGGCCGCGGUAUGAUCAUGCUCCUGGCAGGUCCUCCCGGAGUGGGAAAGACGUUGACGAGCGAGAGUGUCGCCGAAGAUAUGCGGGUGCCUCUCUACAUGAUGUCCGCUGGAGACCUGGGCCUGGAUCCGUCCGGGAUUGAGGAGUCGCUCAACCUGGUGCUCGACAUGGUCAGCAAGUGGAACGCAGUUCUGCUGCUCGACGAAGCCGAUGUCUUUCUCGAGGCACGAAGCUCCAAUGAUCUCGAGCGCAACAAGAUGGUGUCGAUCUUCCUUCGUGUCCUGGAAUAUUAUGAGGGCGUAUUAUUCCUAACGACCAACCGGAUCAAGAACAUCGACGAGGCAUUCCACAGCCGCAUCCAUGUGACGGUCAACUACCCCAACCUGUCGGUCGAGUCGCGCCGUCACAUCUGGCAGACCUUUUUGGGUCAUGAUCAUCCGGUGAGCGGCAAAGACCUGGAGCGCCUCGCCCGGGUGGACCUGAACGGGCGACAAAUCAAGAACAUUCUGAAGACGGCGCAGAUGUUGGCACGAAGCGAAGGCGGCAGCAGCCAGGAACGGGCCAAGGAUGCGCAACGUGGGCCAAAUGUGGAGAUGCGCCACAUCGAGACGAUCCUGGCCAUUGAACAGCGAGGCACAUCAUGGCAGCAGGCGUGAUUGGGCGCGGGGUUUGGACCAGGUACAUACGAGUAACAACCAUACCACUGCUACCAGUAAUGGUGUAUACGACGAGGAGGACCAGCAGCCGCUGGCCGCCUGGGAAGGUAGGGAUACCCGGGGCAAAGUUAAGCGAGAGGUCAAAAUGCCACAUACUUUGGAGGGACUUUUAGCAGUGACCGGGGGCUUUGAGCAAGAGUUUUGACAGUAGUUAGUAAGAAACGAGCUCGAGGGGAAAGGUCGAGGCCUCCACCUCGCUUCUCUCUCUCUCUUCCGGUCCAACCGUGGGAACUGAGACAUUUCGGUGGCAAAAAAGCAGUACUAUGCAUCGAGGAACAAAAAGAAUCCAAAGCCCAAACAGCAAAGACCUUGUCUCACGUCUGACGACGAUCAGGAUGCCGCCUCGCAGGUCUGUCUUACAGCGGUGAUGCCCACGUGUCGGGUGGUUUCCCAGGAAUCGUGACCGGUGUGUGAAGCUAUCCAGGGAUGUAUUAUUCCAUGGUUUAAAACUUGGCUCCGUGGAAGAAGGAGAUGGCGAAGCUACAGAGGCUGAAAAGAAAUCCCCGGGGGUGCUUGUGCAUGGUGGCGAUGGUGGUGGUGUUGAGAAAGUCAGGGCCCCAAAAA